This is a messenger RNA of Diatraea saccharalis (sugarcane borer), 1585 nucleotides long. The record is from the annotation of a GenBank genome assembly. NCBI's taxonomy places the organism in Eukaryota, Metazoa, Arthropoda, Insecta, Lepidoptera, Crambidae.
CGGGAAUGAAGUGUGCUCAAGGUGCUUUUGUGUUGUUAAUUUCGCCUGAGUGUGCUUACUGGGAUGGCGCAAUUUUCGAAAGACGCGGUAUGGUAUCGUUCGCCCGCGAUACACUUCAGUCGCGUUUGUGCCUACAUACGAUUUGACGUAUUCUGCGCGCUGUGAUGUCAUUUGGCAGCUUAUUUUAUGAAAUGUCAAACGUUUUACAUGUAAUCCGUGAGUGAAUGAUAAACAGAUUGUAAGUGAAAUUGAUAUAAAUGAAGUGUUUUAGUUAAAAAGUGACAUGGACUGUUAUUAUUCAAAAUUUUAUCCAAGACGUAAGUGACAAAUGGAAAAAUUACAUCGGUGAACGAUACACUCAUGAUGCAUCCGGCUGGAUACUACGCAAACCUUGCGAGCGGUGCGCUCGCAGCCGGCACAAUUGCGUCUCCGUGGAGUACGCCGGCCGGCGCGCCCGACACCAACGGUUCGGGCGGCGCCGACGCCAAGCAUCUGGACGUCGGCGAUGCGAGCGACGAUGAAAAGGAUUUAUCUGCAGCCGAUGCAGAAGGAGUAUGGAGUCCGGAUAUCGAGCAGAGCUUUCAGGAGGCGCUGGCGAUUUACCCACCCUGCGGCAGACGCAAGAUAAUUCUCUCUGACGAGGGCAAGAUGUACGGAAGAAACGAACUAAUAGCAAGAUAUAUCAAAUUACGGACAGGCAAGACUCGCACGAGGAAACAAGUUUCAUCGCACAUACAGGUGCUAGCGAGACGGAAACUACGUGAAAUACAAGCUAAACUCAAAGUGCAAUUUUGGCAGCCUGGAUUACAAGCUGGAACAUCACAGGACGUGAAGCCGUUCCCUGGCGCGGGGUACAAGGGCGUAGGUGGUGUGGGCGGCGUGGUGCCGGGCAGUACGGACGUUGCGCCGCCACCGCCGUGGGAAGGGCGCGCCAUCGCCACGCACAAACUCAGGCUAGUCGAAUUCUCCGCUUUCGUGGAACACCCGAGGGACCCCGACACGUAUCCACCGAGUGCUGCGCCGGCACAACAUUUAUUCGUACAUAUAGGUGGUACAGUCACUUACGCCGAUCCAUUGUUAGAGUCGGUGGACGUACAACAAAUAAAUGAUAAGUUCCCAGAAAAGAAAGGAGGGCUCAAAGAGCUAUAUGAGAAAGGUCCAAGAAAUGCCUUCUUCCUAGUAAAGUUUUGGGCGGACCUCAAUACAAAUAAUUUGGACGAUCCUGGUGCUUUCUAUGGAGUCACAAGUGUAUACGAAAGCAACGAGAACAUGACGAUAACGUGCAGUACAAAGGUGUGCUCGUUUGGUAAACAAGUGGUAGAGAAGGUGGAGACUGAGUAUGCGCGGUUCGAGAGCGGUAGGUUCGUGUACCGCAUACAUCGCUCGCCCAUGUGCGAGUACAUGGUCAACUUCAUACAUAAGCUCAAACACCUACCCGAGAAGUACAUGAUGAACAGCGUACUAGAAAACUUCACUAUAUUACAGGUGAGAUGAUUACAUUUAUUGUAUUUAACAUUGGAAUUUUAGUAAAAAUAUUGGAAAAUUACUAACAUUAAUACAAGAAAAACAAAUUGACGACGUUCUU